AUGGCUUCCAUGGUAUCUCGGGUGGGUUUGCCUGCUCGGUCCUUCCGUUCAAACAAGGCCAUCGGAUUAUUCACUCAGGCCCGCAAUGUCUCCUUCUCCUCGUACCUGGUGACCCCUAACCAGCUCAACGAGGCUCUGAAGAAGAACCCCCCGACCAAGAUCUCCACAUCGCCUAGAGUGAUUCCUCUCUGUGCAGCAUGGUUCAUGCCUAAUGACCCCGAGGGUCGCACUGGAAUCGAAUCCUUUCGUCGGUCUCGGAUCCCCCAGUCUCGCUUCUUCGACCUUGACGUAGUCAAAGACCAUGACUCGCCUUAUCCGCACAUGCUGCCUACUUGCGAGACCUUCGCAGAGGCCAUGAGCGAUCUCGGUAUUCGCCGCGAUGAUGAGAUCGUGGUUUACGACACUGCCGAGCUGGGCAUCUUCAGCGCUCCGCGCGUGGGCUGGACCCUGCGCGUGUUCGGCCACUCCAACGUGCACAUCCUGAACAACUACCGUCUCUGGGUCAAGGAGGGUUUCCCCACCGAGAGUGGUGAACCGGCACCUGUGGAAAAGUCCAAGUAUCCCGUCCCCACCUACGACUCGAAGCUGGUGAUUUCCUUCCGCGAGAUGAAGGAGCUUGCACUGGACUAUGGCAAGGAGGGUGCCGAGGAGAUCGAGAUCCUAGAUGCUCGUUCAUACGGCCGCUGGGCUGGCACUGACCCUGAGCCACGCCCGGGCCUGCCUUCGGGCCAUCUGCCGGGCUCCAAGAGCAUGCCGUUCCAGGAGUUCCUCGAUCCGGAGACCAAGACGUAUCGCUCUCCGGAGGAACUGCGCAAGAUAUUUGAGGAACGGCAAAUUAAUCCCGAGCGCUCGAUUAUCAGCUCCUGCGGUACUGGCGUGACUGCCAGCAUUAUUGAGACGGCCUUGGGCGAAGCGGAAUAUGGAAGCCCGAAUCUGCGUCGGGUAUACGACGGCAGCUGGACUGAGUGGGCACAGCGGGUCAAGGAAUCGGAUGGUCUCAUCAAGAAGGUGAAGCAAUAG
This is a messenger RNA of Penicillium cinerascens, 1020 nucleotides long. RefSeq names its product sulfurtransferase. The record is from RefSeq and is a predicted model, not a curated record. Gene Ontology annotation, molecular function: thiosulfate-cyanide sulfurtransferase activity. Gene Ontology annotation, biological process: transsulfuration. Lineage: Eukaryota; Fungi; Ascomycota; Eurotiomycetes; Eurotiales; Aspergillaceae. Bases 1 to 1020 code for a protein of 339 amino acids. Gene Ontology annotation, cellular component: mitochondrion. The transcript is spliced from 2 exons.